AUAAGAACGAAGCCGUGACUCACUAUGUGAUGCAUUUGUGUCCACUGAAGUGCGUGAACUGCAACCGACUGUUCGCCACAUACGACCAGUUCCUGCGAUCCCACGACUGCGGACGCCCCAAGACUCCUCAAUACAUUGAGUGGUCGCGACAUUAUAGCGACACAAUCGUCUGGAUCAACCGAUUCCUCGAUUUCCAGUUGUCUCAAGACAUUCAUUUGUUUGCGUCGAUCACUCACUCCGAUAAGAGUUGUAUUGUUUGCCAAAAAGCGCAACAAUUGACGCCUGACUUCCCGAUCAACCGUCAGCUCAUGCAGUCGUUGCCCAUCGAGACACACAUCGAGAAGCACUUGAAAUACGAGACACAAUAUCAGUGUUUGAUUUGUUCGCUAAAUAAAGACAAAUAUUUCUAUUGUAAGACAUCAGCACAAGCGGAUCAGCACGUGUUAGAGGAGCACAAGGAAUACCGGUGCGAGACUAAU
Molecule: messenger RNA, 479 nt
Organism: Oppiella nova
Lineage: Eukaryota; Metazoa; Arthropoda; Arachnida; Sarcoptiformes; Oppiidae
Source: the annotation of a GenBank genome assembly